This is a messenger RNA of Theobroma umbraticum, 1120 nucleotides long. RefSeq names its product decoy (gene DECOY). Gene Ontology annotation, cellular component: mitochondrial large ribosomal subunit. Gene Ontology annotation, molecular function: structural constituent of ribosome. NCBI's taxonomy places the organism in Eukaryota, Viridiplantae, Streptophyta, Magnoliopsida, Malvales, Malvaceae. The record is from RefSeq and is a predicted model, not a curated record.
AAAAAAUUUUAAGGGCCAAAAAAGGAAAAUAUGAGAAAACUGAGAGACCCGGUUAAUACGGCCAAAACGACAAUAAGGAUUAAAAGAAAGAAAGGCAAAAAAAAAAAAAAGAAAAACCCUCGAGCUUCAACUCUCUUACCGCUAUUGCCGGUAACAGAUCGAGAAUGCGGAGAUCGUUAACGGCGCUGGUUCAACCACUCGCGGGAGCGCGUGGGUUCUCCACGAGCUCCGAGAAAGUCGUGGCUUCCGUACUGUUCGAGAGGUUACCAGUCGUUAUCCCCAAAAUUGAUCCUGUGGUUUAUGCAUUUCAGGAGUUCUCCUUCCGAUGGAAACAGCAGUAUAGACGCAAAUAUCCUGAUGAAUUUUUGGACCUGUCUAAAUCUAGAGGAAAAGGUGACUACCAAAUUGACUACGUUCCAGCUCCAAGGAUCACUGAAGCUGACAAAACAAAUGACAGAAAGUCAUUGCAGCGAGCACUUGAUAGAAGACUGUAUCUUGUUCUAUAUGGGAACUUUCAUGGAGCUCCUAGUGGGAAGCCUGUCUGGCAUUUUCCAGAAAAAGUUUAUGAUUCAGAGGAGACAUUGCGCAAGUGUGCGGAGUCUGCCUUAAAAUCUGUGAUCGGAGACCUUUCUAAUACUUACUUCGUUGGAAAUGCUCCAAUGGGGCACAUGGCUAUACAGCAGACAGAGAACGUACCUGAACCUUAUAAGAGAUUCUUCUUCAAGUCUCAAGUGAUUGACACCAACAAGUUUAAUAUUGGGAAGUGCGAGGAUUUUGUCUGGGUGACCAAGGAUGAGCUGUUGGAGUUUUUUCCUGAACAAGCCGAAUUUUUUAAGAAGAUGAUCAUCAGCUGAUGGCAAAUUGCUCCAUACAAUCUUUCUUAUAACUUAUUUUGUGGCUUGAUUGUAAUUUUACCUGUAGAGAAUGAAUCUUUGGCAGUCUACAUCAGAAAGUCCUACCUGACAUAAGACAGUAGAACGUCUGGACAUGAAAUCAGUUGGGGAAAAUAACGAAGCUCAUUGGUUCAGGAUGGUUUCAAAUAGUGCAAUACUUGAAUUUCUUUUGUUGGGGACUGUAGAUGCAUGAAAUUUGUUGUUCUCUAAUCACUUCGCUUUUAUUA